Xyrichtys novacula (pearly razorfish) is the source of this 3139-nucleotide messenger RNA. The record is from the annotation of a GenBank genome assembly. NCBI's taxonomy places the organism in Eukaryota, Metazoa, Chordata, Actinopteri, Labriformes, Labridae.
UCAAUGUUUCACUAUAUGGAUAUGCAUUUUUUCUUCAGAUAUGGGCGGAGAAUCAUGCUGCUGGUGUCAUAUGUGACAGGAAUGCUCUUUGCCAUUGCCAGCGCUUUUUCUACUUCUUACGUGAUGUUCGCCGUGCUGAGGUUCCUCACUGGGUUUUGCAUCACCGGCAUUGUCAUCGUCUCAGCGGUCCUCAGUAAAUCCUUUGUGCUUCUUCUUAAAAGGCUGAUAAGAUUUCACUUGUUGCCUCUAAGGGUUUCUCUGAGUGUACUGUGAUCGCGUGUGUGUGUGUCAUUUGCAGGUGUAGAGUGGGUGGACAUUGAGCACAGGAAACUGGUGGGAGUAAUCGACAGCUUAUCCUGGACAUUUGGGAACACAGCAUUUCCAGCUAUUGCAUACCUAGUAAAUGAUUGGAGAUGGCUCACUGUCAGCGUCACCUCCCCUGUGGUCCUGGCGAUCAUCACCUGGAGGUACUACUCACAGAUCUCUGAUCAUCUUGUAUUCAGUAUCCUUAAAACUGGAUUCAUUAAUGGUUAACAGUCUUCAAAGUUUAAGGUCAGAAGUGUGGGACACAUACACUGACUUCAUAUUUUAUUUCAGCCGAGUUUCCCCGCUUAACUCAUCUGUCUUGCCAUGUUCAAGAGUGAGAGGAUAGGAUGGCCAGAGGAAGUCCUAGACAGAAAAAAAAGUGUGUCUUGUUUUCUUAUGGAUGUGUUAAACAAUCUAUUAACUUCAGCUUUCAAUCCAAACCAAUUCUACUGCAUCAUGGGAAAUAAUGUCCUUGUUUUAUACAGAUGUAAAACUUGUGAUUUUUGGUGUAAAAGCAACUUGAGACAUGUUAAAAGUCUGUGUAAAGUUCUUCAAGAGAAAAAAAAACUGAAAUGAGUGAGUGUCUGCUUUUUGCUGGAUACUGUCAAACACAUAGUUUUUAAUGUAAAUAAUAAAAUUCACCACAGUGUGACUCAUCAGUGAUAAAUGUCGCCAUCAUCAUUUAGGUGGAUGCCAGAGUCAGCGAGGUGGCUCAUUGCCAAUGGAAAACUGGAGCAGGCCCAGUUUUAUUUGAGACAAUGUGCCAAGAUGAACCAAAGAGAGGAUGCGAUUGACUCUCUGAAAACAGAGGUUUGCUUCCUGACUGAGUUUCAUUUCAUCAUCUAAAAUAACAUUUAUCUAUGCUUUCUAGCAAACUUAUGGCUGUUAAUCCUAUUACCUUGAUCAUGUGAAGUCGUGAAAAAUAAAUUCCCUUGUGUUUUUUCAGACACUGUCCACCAUUGUUGUGACUGAGAAAAGAGACAGAACUUAUUCCUCCCUGGAUCUGAUACGGACACCUAAAAUGAGGAGACUAGCCCUCAGAACUGGUACACUGUGGUCUGUAUCAAAACACCCCUGUUCAAUCAGUUCUUAGAAACACGUACUUAUAUUUAUUUUUAGUUAUUAUUCUCAUGUCCUGACUAAGUAAAGGAUAAUGUCUAGCCAAGUAAACAGGACUCUGACACGAAGCAGGCAGGCCUGGUCCCACCUUAGCAGGGUUAUUUUUUGACCAAUCAGAAUCAAGUAAUUAACAACUUCCUCUUUCUCUUCCUGCAGGUUUUGUGUGGCCAAUUCCUUUUAUGGCAUCAGCUUUAAUAUCACAGGCUUUGGGCUCAAUAUGUACCUCACUCAGUUAACAUAUGCUUUGGUUGAGCUGCCGGCUAAAGUGUCCGUUUAUUACUUACUGGAUAAGAUAGGAAGGAGGACCACAGAGGUGGGAUCUCUUGUCCUGGCUGCUGCCUGUCUUGGCAUCAACAUUGCUGUACCAAAAGGUAAGUAUUUAUGAAUGUCUGCAGACUAUAGACUGGAUAUAGAAUGGAUGCCAUCUGCCUCCUCGCUGGGUGAAGCCACGCCAACAACAGCACCCUCUGGUAACAGGUUGCAGUACAGGUCAUAAAUCCCGCCUCCUCCAGCAGUCUCUAUGGAGCUGUGGACAAACUUUAGACAUUUAUUUCACAGAUUAUAAAUUUUUCUUCCCUGCUUACGAUGUUGCAUGUUGUUAUUGUAAGACUGGUUUGUGCUCAAGUCCUCUUUUUUCUGUACAGCUCCAUAUUUAAAAGUUAUUAGGGGGUUCAUGUUUUCUAUGAUUGACACUUGAUACAGCCUAUGGGCGUACAAGGAUUGCGUUUCUCACCCGGGGGGAUACGUUGUUUGAGCAGAGCAUCAUCACAGCGACUCUCGGUGACUCUCCUGCCGAAUGCGUACAAUUCUUCCUGUUAGUUCCAGGAAGUGGAGAAAAAUCGUGGAAAUACCGAGAGCUUUUCGGCUUCAAAUCUGUGUACUGGUGGAAGGCGAAACCAAGUUGUCCAUAGUAUAUACAGUCUAUGGUGCAGACCUACACCUGAGCUUUGGAAAGGCUGUUUGUUGUCCUAAUGCUUCUUUGAGGAACUUUUAGAUUAUGUUGAUUUUGGCGCCUCCUGUUGACCAAGCAGCACCUCUUAUGUCUGCCAAUAAAUGUGUGUGAGUUAUCUGCAAUAAAAAUUAUUGUAAUGCCUUCUUUUCAAAAUACCUAUAAGCCCACAGGAGCUCUAAUUACUGUAAAGGUACAGUUGACUACUACAACAGUGAAAAGUUCUCUCCCCUGCUCUCAGGUAUGUCUGUGCUCAGGACAGUGAUAGCCAUCAUCGGAAAAGGAUUUUCCUCAGCAGCAUUCGGAACUAUUGUCCUUUACAGUUCAGAGCUCUAUCCCACUGUAGUGAGGUAACUAUGCAUGCAUCCCCUUUCUUUUCUCCUUUCAAUACAAUACUUGACUUUUUUUUUCAAUUUGUACCCUCAUUUCAUUAACAUACCAAGUUUUAUUAACACAACUGGGCAAUCAUGAAUUGAGUAUGAGGCCAUCAUAUGAAGUCCUAAGCUAGUUUUGAAUAAUCUGAAUCAAUUGCUUUGCAGACAGAACGGUAUGGGCUACAACUCCUUCAUGGCUCGACUGGGUGUAGCUAUGGCUCCUCUGAUUCUCUUGCUGGAUGAAGUGUGGAGGGACCUGCCACAGGUCGUCUUUUGCUGUGUAGCUUUACUGGGUGGACUGGUGGCAAGAACACUGGCAGAGACACGCAACAGAUACCUGCCAGAGACCAUAGAGGACAUUGAACAGCAUUGGUAGGAAACUCGGUCGCUG